This is a messenger RNA of Hibiscus syriacus, 678 nucleotides long. RefSeq names its product agamous-like MADS-box protein AGL29. Gene Ontology annotation, biological process: regulation of transcription by RNA polymerase II. NCBI's taxonomy places the organism in Eukaryota, Viridiplantae, Streptophyta, Magnoliopsida, Malvales, Malvaceae. The transcript has a single exon. The record is from RefSeq and is a predicted model, not a curated record. Gene Ontology annotation, molecular function: protein dimerization activity; RNA polymerase II cis-regulatory region sequence-specific DNA binding; DNA-binding transcription factor activity, RNA polymerase II-specific. Bases 37 to 678 code for a protein of 213 amino acids.
UAGUUUUCUUUAAAGCUAGUUUUGGAAGUGUUAACCAUGGAAGUGCCGAGACAGAGACCAAAAGGGUGCGGUCGAAAAAAGAUUGAGAUCAAGAAGAUAGAUGACCAGAGGAAACGAUGGGUGUCUUUUUCGAAACGGAAAAAGGGUUUGCUCAGCAAAGCCAGUCGGUUGUCGAAGCUGAGCGGGGAAGAGAUCGGCGUCGUCAUAAUUUCCGAACAGGGUAGGGUUUAUACCUCCGAUAAUGCCGAUGCGGUUAUUCAUCGUUAUCGGUCUCAAAGAGAUGUCAAAGAAGGCGAUGAUCGUAAUGAGAUGGAGACGACAACGUCGGGGCUUAAUACCCUAGCCUUGGCACUUGAUGAUAUCAAUGAUGACGAGGAAGACUAUGACAAUGAUGAUGAUGGCGGUGUUGAUAUUCAUUGUUCGUCGUCCAAAAGAUUCGACGAAGACGACGAUAACAAGGAUUCCGGUGCCGGUGGUCGUCAAUAUCUACCUCCAAGAAUUGUUAAAGAACGUAACGACCAUGACGAUGGAGGAACGAUAACAUCUAGGAGUUUAGAACACCAACAGCGAGCCUCGACCACUACAGGCGAUGAUGAUAAUGGAAACUCUAAGAAUGGAAGGGCGGUGGUGGAAUUUUUCAGGCUCAAUGAUGAGGAGAUUGAAGCGACAAAUACUUGA